Molecule: messenger RNA, 2337 nt
Organism: Sciurus carolinensis (gray squirrel)
Lineage: Eukaryota; Metazoa; Chordata; Mammalia; Rodentia; Sciuridae
Gene: Galnt14
Product: polypeptide N-acetylgalactosaminyltransferase 14
Exons: 15
Coding region: 283-1938 (551 amino acids)
Cellular component (GO): Golgi apparatus
Source: RefSeq, a predicted model, not a curated record
UCUCUGCAGCCACCGCGCUUCUCCCGCUGGAGCUGGCUCCCGCCUUGACUGCCCCUCGGCCCUUCCCUGCCUAGUCUCGGACGCCCGGCGCCCCCCGCACCCGGAUCGAUUCACUCCAAAGCCGGAGGGGCGCCCUGCAGGAUCCUGCCGCUCUCCUCCGGGUUCCCGGGGCUAGCGCUCUCCAGAGAGGGGCGCUCUCGGCGACUCCUGCCCCGCCGCCCCUGACCGCCGGGGGGUGCCCCAGGGACGUCGCGUCGCGGAGAGGAGGAGGCAAAGGGGACCAUGCGGCGCCUGACUCGCCGCCUGGCGCUGCCGAUCUUCGGGGUGCUCUGGAUCACCGUGCUGCUGUUCUUCUGGGUAACCAAGAGGAAGUUGGAGGUGCCGCCCGAACCUGAAGUGCGGACCCCCAAGCCUUCUGAUGCUGACUGGGAAGACCUAUGGGAGCAGUUUGACGAGCGGCGGUAUCUGAAUGCCAAAAAGUGGCGUGUUGGCGACGAUCCCUAUAAGCUCUAUGCUUUCAACCAGAGGGAGAGCGAGCGCAUCUCCAGCAACCGGGCCGUCCCGGACACUCGUCAUCUGAGGUGCGCACUGCUGGUGUACUGCAAAGACCUCCCGCCCACCAGCAUCAUCAUCACCUUCCACAAUGAGGCCCGCUCCACCCUGCUCAGAACCAUCCGCAGUGUAUUAAACCGCACUCCCAUGCAUCUGAUCCAGGAAAUCAUAUUAGUGGAUGACUUCAGCAAUGACCCUGAUGACUGCAAUCAGCUCAUCAGGCUGCCCAAGGUCAAGUGCUUACGCAACACUGAGAGGCAAGGUCUGGUUCGGUCCCGAAUACGGGGUGCUGAUGCUGCGCAGGGCACCACUCUGACGUUCCUGGACAGCCACUGUGAGGUGAACAGGGACUGGCUCCAGCCCCUGUUGCACAGGGUCAAAGAGGACUACACGCGCGUGGUGUGCCCUGUGAUUGACAUCAUUAACCUGGACACCUUCAGCUACAUCGAGUCUGCCUCAGAGCUGAGAGGGGGGUUUGACUGGAGCCUGCACUUCCGGUGGGAACAGCUCCCCCCAGAGCAGAAGGCUCAUCGCCUGGACCCCACUGAGCCCAUCAGGACUCCUAUCAUAGCUGGAGGGCUCUUCGUGAUUGAUAAAAACUGGUUCAACUACCUGGGGAAAUACGACAUGGAUAUGGACAUCUGGGGUGGGGAGAACUUUGAAAUCUCCUUUCGUGUGUGGAUGUGCAGCGGCAGCCUGGAGAUCAUCCCCUGCAGCCGAGUGGGGCACGUCUUCCGGAAGAAGCACCCUUACGUUUUUCCUGAUGGAAAUGCCAACACAUACAUCAAGAACACGAAACGGAUAGCUGAAGUGUGGAUGGAUGAAUACAAACAGUACUUCUAUGCAGCGCGGCCUUUUGCCCUGGAGAGGCCCUUUGGGAACAUUGAGAGCAGAGUGAGCCUGAGGAGGAACCUGAACUGUCAGAGCUUCAAGUGGUACCUGGAGAAUGUCUACCCGGAACUCAGAGUCCCCGAGGAUUCCUCCAUCCAGAAGGGCAAAAUCCGGCAGAGGCAGAAGUGCCUUGAGUCUCAAAAGCAGAACCAAGAGGUCUUAAACCUAAAACUGAGCCCCUGCGCCAAGAUCAAAGGCGAGGAUGUAAAGUCCCAGGUGUGGGCCUUCACGUACACCCAGCAGAUCAUCCAGGAGGAGCUGUGCCUGUCAGUCAUUACCUUGUUUCCUGGUGCCCCGGUGGUUCUUGUGCUUUGCAAGAAUGGAGAUUCCAGACAGCAAUGGACCAAGACGGGCUCCCGCAUCGAGCACGUAGCAUCGCACCUCUGCCUAGACACUGAUGUGUUCGGUGACAGCACAGAAGAUGGCAAGGAGAUUGUGGUCAACCCAUGUGAGUCCUCACUCAUGAGCCAGCACUGGGACAUGGUGAGCUCUUGAGGACCCUGGGCGGAUCCAGCUUGGGCCAGGGGUAGUGCUUGCCCGGGCCAGAACAGACUGGAAACCAGGCUAUGAAGAGCCAGUGACUGCACCAGACGCCCUGAACUGGAGGUCAUCGAGCGAAGCCCCCCAGGACAGGAGCAGCUGUCUCAGGGAGGAUGGAAGAAAAGAUCACAAGCCAACAGGCUCAGUGAGAAUCCCACGCGUUCUCGAUGUUGUGAAGUUCCAGUCCUGGCUGUGUCUUCCCCUGAUUGGUCCCCGGAGGCCCAGACCUGAAGGGAAAUGUUUGUCGUUCCCUCUCUGUACAAAAGAGGCACCCACGGAGACCAGGGAGGAAAGUUUUCCUCGUCACCAGGCCAGGACUAAGUUGAGAGAUGAAGGAUGGAGGUGGUUUUUCAG